AUGCUCCUACUCUAUAGACAAAUCCAUACUCCUCCCUCACCUCCAGAUCCCGCACCAUCCCAUACGGCUCCUCCCCAGGCGCAUGAGAAAGAUACACAAAUCGAUACUCCUCCCUCACCUACACAUCCCGCACCACCCCAUGCGGCUCCUCCCCAGGCGCAUGCGAAGAAGAACCCACACCCCAACGGCGUGAUCCGUGAUUUCUUGCGCAAGACAUUUCAGAAGAAAGCACCGGAUCGUCCUUGGUACACGAAACCUCUGAAAGCUCUGGCCGAACAGUAUGCGAAAGAUGGCGAUCCUGAGCGAGAUCUGAAAGCGGAAAACGAGCUGCGUAAGGCAAGUGAGCAGUCGCGACAGAAAUCCGAGGAAGCUACUCUUAAGGCCAAGCAAAAUCCCGGACCAAUACUGAAAGAAUCCGAGAAAGCCGUGAAGCUGGCGAACCAUCUUCGCAUGGGAAAUGCCGCGGAGAAAAUGGCGGAGAGAUUAUUCAGGAAACAUGCCCAUCCCGAUAUACUACGAGUACACGAAGAGCACUUUAGAUCCAAUUAUGGGGAGUUCUCGGCCGCGUAUCAUCAUGUAUGA
Dacryopinax primogenitus is the source of this 582-nucleotide messenger RNA. RefSeq lists its product as uncharacterized. Lineage: Eukaryota; Fungi; Basidiomycota; Dacrymycetes; Dacrymycetales; Dacrymycetaceae. The record is from RefSeq and is a predicted model, not a curated record. The transcript has 4 exons. The coding region runs from base 1 to 582 and encodes 193 amino acids.